ACCAGCAAAUAAGACUUCCUCUCGUUACGUUGCGAAACGAUCGUGAAUAACCGCGACAAGCGCGUUCGCGGAACACGAAAAGUUUAUAGUAACGGCAGUUGACAUAUUUGUACGAUAAACAGAACCACGUCAUAUCGUGCGAGAGCAUUUUGAUAACGCAAGAAUGUAGGCACGAUUAGUCACGCAACGAUACAUAGUGAGAGAGUAACUGAGUGGCAGAUCGCGGAUUAUCAUCAUCGGAUAUUGCGACGCUGUCAUUUGCAGUAAUAUCGUGUGACACUUUCAACGACGGACGAUCAUUUCCGAAGGACUAAGAUCGAAGAGACGAAGAAUUCUGGUGCCAUGUUCAAAAACGUUGUACGCUGUCACCGACAAAAUUGGAUCGCAUCGUCGUUCCAGGGAAGGAACGAAGAAGCGUCGAGACGAAUGUCGUAGUAGAAGACGAUUCUACGAUUCGAAUGAGCUUCGAGAAGAUACCUUAUGUCGGACGUCGUCGUCGAGAAGCAUGAAUUCAGCAAGAGACAGGGCGCAGAUUAUAACCGGGCAUAGAAUCACGUAAUAUUGCAUGGCGUGUGUCACGUGUCGCGACAAGGUCGAGAUAACUUUUCCUGGUGCAAGCGAGAGGAUUAGUCGCAGACGGCGAUUUAAUCGUCACGCUAAGUUAACGUGACUACGUGUGGCUUCUUUCAAUCGAAAGAUACACCGACAAAUUCAACAACGCGGAUUUAAAGAGCAGCGGAGAGAAAUGUCGAGACGACCUCGCGGUCGGCUCGACGCGGAAUUAUCGCCUGGCGCCAGCUUGGCAUAAAACAGUCGGUGAUAAAGGCGAGGAAGAAGAGGAAACCCUUUGAAAGCGUAUGGCAGAAGGAGAGAGAAGCGAGGCCGAGAGGCGCAAAAUGGGAGCGACGAGAUAUGUGUUGGGUAGCGCGAUCUUAGGACUCUUUUGGAGCAGCUUACUCAAGGGUGUCCUGACCAACUCCACAAGCAGGUGCGACUAUCCCCCUUGUUCCUGCGACCACUACGGCCGGUUGACCUGCGACUGCAAGGAGGAGGGAGAGGAAUUGAUCCUGACCACAGAAGGGGAUAGGCGACUAAGUCCCCACACCAGUAGGAUAGUGGUGAGCAAUUGCUCGUCCGUGAUACUCGCAAACUCAAGCCUAGCCUCGAUGGCCGGGCUACGUUCGGUGGAUCUGAUUAACGUGGCGAAUCUGACCUUGGUCAAACAGAGCUUCGAGCUGUCAUCGCACAGCACGCACACGCGGAUCUCCGUGCGGAACAGCAGCAUCGACGUGAUGCCAAGCUUCGUGUUCCGCGGCGACGUCGAAGCGAUAACGUUCGAGAACGUGCGAAUCGGCCAGCUGAGUGCCUUCUCGUUCGCCAAUCUGAUCCACACGGACACUCUGCGACUGGAGAACUGCCGCGUCGAGACGACGGAGGCGCAAGCCUUCAAAAAAUUCGACGUCGGUUAUCUCCAUGUGAUCGGCGGCAGUUUCGGCGAUCAGUUGCCGAGUCGUACCAUGAACGACAUCGAGGUCUACCACAAGUUCAUGCUUGACGGUGUGAAAAUGGGCACUGUGAGAAGCAACGCCUUCAUCGUGAGGAGCCCGCGAACAGUGGCGAUACAGAACUGUGCGAUAGAGAGCCUGGAGAGCGAGGCGUUCGACGUGACGGUGCGUGGCGCCGUUAUCAUCAAGAACAAUACUUUCGGCAACAUCGGCAUGGGCGCUUUCCUGGGUAUUCGCGCAGAUCGCGAGAUCAGACCGCCGCCAUCCUCAUCAUCAUCAUCGUCGUCAUCGUCGUCGUCGUCGGCGUCAUCGUCGUCUUCGUCGUCAUCGUUAGUCCACAACCUCAUCUUCAAGAACAACAGCGUGAGCAACUUCGAGGAAGGCUCGCUCAUGUUCGAUCGUGCGAGUUUUCGGCCGGAGCUCGACAAUCUACUCAUCGCGCAAGCUUGUGACUGCCAAAUGUUACCCGUGUGGAAGAAUAAUGUGCUCAAUUAUACGAGCGUUUACUCGCGAUUCUACGUGAGACAAAACUCGCUUGUGCCGCCGCCAUUGUCGCAGCCCCAGGAACCCAUCAACGAGACUCCGGAGACCUUCCUAUGUCUGGACGGCGGACUGGAUGGCGUGCCAACGAGCUUCGUCGAUUACGAGACGCGUCACUGCUCGCUCGGCGGCUCCAUGCUCGUUCUCAUUCUAAUUAUCGUAGGUGCCGUUCUCGCCCUGUUAGCGAGCGUGUGUCUCAUCGUGUGGUGCUGCCGAAGACGCCGGCAGAACAACAGGAAGAAGUGGAUUAGCGUGCCGACUAACGCACCCGACGUGGUUUCCAAGAAGAACGGUGUGAUCGGCAAAGAAGCGGCAACGUCUGGCACGCCGGUCGACAGUAGGAUAACCAUGGUGGUGCCGGACGGAAGGCUGUACCGGGAAACAGAGUUCCACGUGAUCGUCGAGAAGGCCGAGCCGCUUACGACCGAGUUGUAACGAGACGCCCCGGGCGGCUCAACAGCCAGGCCCGCGAUCGUCGCUCCUGUUGAAGAGGAACUCGAGUGGGUGGAAACGUCAAGUCGCUUUCGAGUGUACAAGCUGUGAAAGACGCUGCGUACAGCAAACAUACACAAUACACAGAACAGUGAUGUCCGGAAAAAAGUUAGAUCGGUCUUCGAAGAAUGUGAAAAGGAUCCUUUUACGACGGAGGGAAAUUCUACUCGAACUUAAAUCGCGCAUAUAGAUUGUGUAAAUUGUUGCUACUUGGGGGAAUAAUAAAACGCAAAGUGAAUGCCCAUCCCCCUUCCCUCUUUCCUCAUAUCAUGUUGUUCUUUUUUUUUAAUUUAAUUGAUUAUCUCUCCUCUAGUACAAUACAGUUCGUAAGCUUCCAUUCACAUAUCACGAGCGGUCACUGAUUAUCCGCGUCGCGCGUUCUUUUCAUUCCUCAAACCGUCCUUUCUCUCGAAGGCGGUCACGUUCCUCCGCGACGAUUAAAAAAUUUUUCAGAACAAGUCACGCGGAUUCGGGUGAUCGGUUACCGCUGCUAGUUAAGUUUAUCAUUAAAUAACUUUGCGAGAGAGAGAGAGAGAGAGAGAGAGAGAGAGAGAGAGAGAGUGGGCCAGUGUCAUAGAAGACGAAGCGAUUAGAAAGCAGAUGAAAGAGAAUAAAAAGAGUAUAACUCGUGUAGAAAAAAUCCUGAACUCGCUGUCUUGCGUAAGAUACGCGAUUGGACCGACCUUUCGCAUUUCUCGUUGCUUUAAGUUCAUCGAUUGAUAACGAUAGCACGCGGUUAUCGUAAAAUUAUUAGUGAGCGUUGGAGUGAAAAUGACGGUAUCAAAGGACCAAAAAAUGGAAUAACCGCUUGUUCGGAUAGCUGUGCCAUUCCUGGAGUGACGUUACACACGAUUCGUGUUCACUCCACAGAAAUCCUGAUCUCUCGAAGGAGGAAGAAAGUGAACGGACGGAACUCUUCGCUAAGUUUUCAUAUCAAAAUCGUUCCAAUAUUAUCGUUUUAUAGAGAAGAUUGACAGUAAUGUAACAAGUUAACGGACAAGAAUAAACCGGCAGGAUUGAUUUAUCAAGCUAAGAAAUGUCCCAUAUCUUAUACCAGUGGCGGAUUUACAAGUUAAUCAUAUCGCUUUUAAAACUAUAUGUAUUUUUUUUCAACUUGUAAAAAAUUUAUAUGUUAUUUAUAAUAGACUUGCGUUAAUUAAACUUAUAUUUUUUUAAACAAGAUUUUUAUCGCUUUGUUAAGGAUAAAUGUAAAUACUCGUUAUAUAUUUUUUUAACUAAACUUUUGUUGGGAAAAUUUCCAAGGAAAUUUAAUAUAAAUGUUCGAAAAUGUAGAUCCGUCAUUGUUUCGUACACUCUUUCGAGAAAAGCGAAAUUUGAUAGACGGUAAAUUAGAGUAAGUUAAUUUUUAUCCGCAUCGUGCUGUAAAUUCUUCUGUCGUCUCGUUAUCACAUUGUUUUAUUAAUGUCGAUGUGUAUUUAUUUUGAGCAAGCAUUUGCUAUAAAACUUGGCAAUAAAAACUGUUGUUACUGUUA
Molecule: messenger RNA, 4030 nt
Organism: Cataglyphis hispanica
Lineage: Eukaryota; Metazoa; Arthropoda; Insecta; Hymenoptera; Formicidae
Exons: 3
Coding region: 858-2480 (540 amino acids)
Source: RefSeq, a predicted model, not a curated record